AUGGACGGUAAAAAUGUGAAAAGAAAGGCAAAUUGGGAUGGGGCAGAGAAGUCCCAUCUGCUAAGUCUGUUGGCUGGCGAUGGAAUCAUCGAGGUAGUUGAAGUGAAAAACAAUAAUUAUGCAGCUACGUCAGCGAAGAAAGUGGCUUGGAGUAGGAUCUUGGCGGACUUCUCUUCAAGAUACGGCGAGAAACGAGAUGAGAGGGAGCUCAAAGAUCAGUGGCGGCGGAUGAAGCUGCAGGCGAAGGCAGAAUGGUCAUCUUUCAGAUCGCAAACGGGGAAGACGGGCGGAGGUCCUCCGCCAGCCGAGCCGUCCAUGAUGGCGAAGGAGGUCAAACGUCUCGUGCCCACAGAGUUCAGUGAAAUAAGGAAUCCGUUUGACGACGACUGCUACAUCACGGGGAACAACCCCGAAGCCGUGACAGCAGAACUCUUCAUCGCCGGGGAGAAACGCCCAUCGCUGAAGUAA
Messenger RNA from Strongylocentrotus purpuratus (purple sea urchin), 468 nucleotides. RefSeq lists its product as uncharacterized. The record is from RefSeq and is a predicted model, not a curated record. The transcript is spliced from 2 exons. NCBI's taxonomy places the organism in Eukaryota, Metazoa, Echinodermata, Echinoidea, Camarodonta, Strongylocentrotidae. The coding region runs from base 1 to 468 and encodes 155 amino acids.